Molecule: messenger RNA, 2580 nt
Organism: Abrus precatorius (Indian licorice)
Lineage: Eukaryota; Viridiplantae; Streptophyta; Magnoliopsida; Fabales; Fabaceae
Product: pentatricopeptide repeat-containing protein At5g65560
Exons: 2
Coding region: 145-2241 (698 amino acids)
Molecular function (GO): protein binding
Source: RefSeq, a predicted model, not a curated record
AUGGGCCCUACAAUCAUUUUGGGCUCGUAGUUUCAUUUUGCAUCAUGCUUCGUCUUCCUCGUUAGCAUCAGCAACUCACAGUGUAAACCUGGCAUAAACCUAAAACCCUAACUUGCAGAGCCAUCAAAUUCAAUCUCACACACUAUGGUUUGGAGAAAUCUAUUAGCUUCCACUUCACGACAGAACAUCAACAAACUCAAUGCAAUCUUAGGAUCCCCUUUGUUCACUACCACACGCGCCGUGUUUCCCUCUUCUUCCCACACACGCGCUUCUUCCUCUGUUUUCCAAUUACUUCCAAAUUCUUCAUUCUCCACCAACCUUCAUUCCCGUCAACAGAGCAACAGCAAUAACCACCCAAAACUCCUCGCCCCGCGAAACGACGCUGUCGUCGACGACGAUGAAACGACGAACGAGUUCUUGUCGCGGUUCGUUUGGAUAAUGCGGAAGAAGGUGAAGGAAGCGUACCCUGAUUCCGAUAAGAGCACCGUCGACGGCAUGCUUCUGGUGAUCGUGGACAGGGUCGUGUCGGAAAUGGAAAAGGGUAGCGUGGAAACGGCGUCGUUUGGUGGUGGAGAUUUCAGUGAGGAUUUGUGGAAAACGGUGUGGGAAGUGAGUAACAAGGUGUUAGAUGACAUGAACAAGGAAAGGAAGAAGGAGAGAAUGAAGGGUUUCUUGCAGUGUGAGGAGGUGAAGGAUAUGUGUAGGUUCGCCGGCGAAGUAGGAAUUCGCGGCGAUUUGCUGAGAGAACUUAGGUUCAAAUGGGCGCGUGAGAAGAUGGAGGAACAUGAUUUCUAUGAGGGUUUGGAGAGGAUGAGAAAAGAGGCACAAAUUGAAGACAAUGAAAGUGGGAACAGUGAGGUUGAUGUUAGUGAGGAGAAGGGUAAGGUUGUUGAACUUCCCAAGAGGAGAGGGAAGAUAAGGUACAAGAUUUAUGGGCUUGAUUUGUCUGAUCCUAAGUGGGAACAAGUGGCUGAUAGGAUCCAUGAUGCAGAACAAGUGUUGUGGCCACAGGAACCAAAGUUGAUAACUGGGAAAGCUAAGCUUAUUACUGAGAAGAUUGAGUCAUUGAAGGUUGAUAAUGAUGAUAGCUUGCCAACCCUGUUGGCUGAGUGGGUGGAGCUUGUAAUGCCUACCAGGGUGGAAUGGAUGGAUUUACUUGACAGAUUGAAAAGGAAGAAUCAUCCUUUGUACUUGAAGGUGGCAGAAAUGAUAUUGACCGAAGAUUCUUUCCAAGCAAAUGUAUAUGACUACUCUAGGCUUAUUGAUUUCUAUGCUAAAGAGAGCUGCUUGGAUGAUGCUGAGAGGAUCCUUAAGAAGAUGAAAGAAAAAGGUAUACAACCAGAUGCUUCAACAGCCAGUACGUUGGUCCACAUGUACUGCAAGGGAGGCAAUCUCGAAUGUGCAAAAGAAGCUUUUGAAGUCUUGACAACCCAGGGCUUCCAACCAGACAUAAAAGUCUACACUUCAAUGAUCAUGGCUUAUGUAAAUGAUGGCCAGCCAAAUUUGGGUGAGACAUUGAUGAGGGGGAUGGAGAUGAGAGAUGUUAAGCCAACAAAGGAAAUAUAUAUGGCACUGCUCCAUUCUUAUUCUCAAAAUGGUGAUGUUCAAGGAGCUUCCCGAAUAUCAACAGCUAUGCAGUUGUCAGGAAUCCAGCAGAGUGUGGAGAUUUGCACCCUGCUUAUUGAGGCAAAUGCACAUGCUGGUGAACCUGAUGAGGCAAGAAACAAUUUUGACUACUUGAUAAAAAUUGGGCAUAAGCCUGAUGAUAGGUGCACUGCUAGCAUGAUUUUGGCUUAUGAGAAGGCUAACUUGUUGGACAAGGCACUAGAUCUUCUUAUGGAGUUAGAAAAGGAUGGAUUUGAGCCUGGGGUUGCGACUUAUUCUGUUUUUGUGGACUGGCUGGGUAAGUUGCAGCUUGUUGAUGAGGUUGAGCAACUUUUAGGUAAAAUUGCUCUGCUGGGUGAGGCUCCUCCUAUUAAAGUUCAAGUGAGUCUCUGUGAUAUGUAUGCAAGGGCUGGAAAUGAGAAAAAGGCUCUUCAAAUUCUAUCGGUUCUGGAAGCUAAGAAGAAUGAAUUAGGACCAGCAGAGUUUGAGAGAAUUAUAUUCGGCCUUAUUAAUGGUGGGUUUCAGCGGGAUGCACAAAGAAUAUAUGGGAUCAUGGAAGCCCGGGGUUUUACUGCAUCAAAUUCACUUAAGUUAGCCCUUACAAAACCUGUCCGCAAAACACCAAGAAUGAGAUAGUAUAGUGGUCACGAGAGGUGCCAUUUUAGUCUUUCUCUGCCAAAUGAGCAACAAAUGCGCUGCCUUAUUAAGGAAGCUACGGUCUGCUAGAUUUAUCAUAUCAUGUAACCAAUAAAGGACUGAGUUUAUGGUUGUUAAGUUGUUAGUCUUUCAAUUGUAUCAUGUUUAUUAAUUUUUCCAUGGUUACAGGUUCGCCAGUGUUCAGGUUACUGAUUCACUUCUUUGAAUUAUUCUUUUGAACUAUAGUCGUUUGUAUAUACAAUGUCUUCUGUGGCAUGUUUAUGGCAUUCUCUUUUUCAUAUAUACGAUUUCUUGUGGCAUGUUUGUCACUGAUUUGUU